This is a messenger RNA of Sinocyclocheilus rhinocerous, 3763 nucleotides long. Its product is annotated as mitochondrial sodium/hydrogen exchanger 9B2-like. The record is from RefSeq and is a predicted model, not a curated record. Gene Ontology annotation, molecular function: antiporter activity. The transcript is spliced from 12 exons. Gene Ontology annotation, cellular component: membrane. Bases 515 to 2188 code for a protein of 557 amino acids. Lineage: Eukaryota; Metazoa; Chordata; Actinopteri; Cypriniformes; Cyprinidae. Gene Ontology annotation, biological process: proton transmembrane transport.
UUUAUUAUUUCAUGUCAGGUAAUUGAUAUAUCAUAACAAAAAUUAUAAUCAUCACAGAGAAAAGGCAAAGUCUUGAUCACAAAAAAACAAACAAACAAAAAAAGAUACCAGGACAAUCGUCACGAAACAAGGAAGGAAAUCAAUCUUUUACUAUAGACGAUGCUGUAAAUAAGAAUACCUGGACUAAACACUGUGAUGUCAGUAAUGCUAUUCCGUGAGUGAUUUACUACAGCCUUAUAAACAGAGACCAUAUGCCACGCGCUCUUCAGUCUGAUAAAGCACCAUAUGGCCCAGGCGUCGCGUUUAGUCCUGUCACAAUCCGAUUAACCUGUUAAAUAAACCAGUCGGUUUCUUUUCUAGUACUCGUGUUAUUUCCACUUUGAAGUUCAUCGAUAGGCAGACUCUGUAAUCGCGAUAUUAACACAUAUGGAGUGUUGAUGGACUGGAGCCUCUCAUGAACAGGUGCGAUGGCUAGUAGAAGACUCGAGCUUGGAUAGAGCAGAACUACAGUGCCAUGGAGGAUGCCCAGUCCAGAUCCCAUUCAGUGCACUCCACUUACUCACAGAGGACUGAGGAUGCAGCCUCCGCCUUGGGAAAUCAUGCUGAACAUCACCUUACUGUCAGUCAGACAGUCCUGGUGGUUCCAAAGCGCUCCGAGAGCCCCAGUCCGAGUAUGACCGAAGAGACAAUUUAUGUCCCUCGACUGGUGUCUUCAGUUGACGCUUGUACUAACACAGACCCUCCGUACGAAUGCUGCCCAUGGCUGCGGAGACUAUGCCCGUGUCCACCCAGAGGCCUGCUGGCUACCAUUAUCACCAAAGUGUCCAUGGCCGCAGUGCUCUUUGGGGUUGUGUGGUCCAUUACAGAGAAGGAAUGUCUUCCUGGCGGCAACCUUUUUGGCAUCGUGACCUUGUUUAUUUGUUCUGUAGCCGGGGGAAAGCUGUUUGGACGCAUACGAUUCCCGAACGUGCCACCAUUACCUCCACUACUUGGCAUGCUGCUGGCAGGGUUUAUCCUCCGAAACAUCCCUGUGGUGACAGAUGCAGUUUACAUUGAUGUUAGAUGGUCUGCUUCUCUGAGGAACAUUGCACUGGGUGUCAUUCUGGUCAAGGCUGGGCUGGAAUUAGACGGCAAGGCUCUAAAGAAGCUGAAAGCCGUGUGUUUGCGUUUGUCCAUGUUCCCUCUCACCUGCGAGGCAACCACUAUGGCUGUGGUCUCCUAUUUAAUAUUGGGUCUUCCAUGGGUCUGGGGCUUUAUUUUAGGGUUUGUUCUUGGGGCCGUUUCUCCUGCUGUUGUGGUUCCGUCAAUGCUGCUUUUGCAUAAGGAAGGAUACGGUUUAGAGCAGGGUAUACCUACUCUUCUCAUGGCAGCAUGCAGCGUUGAUGACAUCAUUGCCAUUACCUGCUUCACCACCUGCUUGGGUAUAGCUUUUUCCACAGGCACCGUGUGGUUAAAUGUGCUGAGGGGACCACUGGAGGUAUUGGGUGGCGCGGUCACUGGUGUGGCCCUAGGGUACUUUCUACGUUACUUCCCCAGCAGAGACCAGGGAAAUCUCGUGCUGAAGCGUUCCUUCCUGUUGUUGGGGCUGGCCGUGUUUGCUUUGUUUGGCUGUAACGUGGCUGGGAUUCCUGGCGCAGGAGGACUCUGUUCGCUGGUGCUGACGUUUGUGGCUGGAAUAGGCUGGGGGAAUGCUAAGGCUCCAGUGGAAGCAGUGGUGGAGAGGUUUUGGCAUGUGUUCCAGCCUCUUCUCUUUGGUCUCAUCGGCGCUGAGGUUAUCAUUACAUCUUUGGAGGUCACGACUGUGUUUCUGGGUAUAGCAGCCCUGUUCAUCGCACUCACGGUACGCCUGCUUAUCACUUUUGUUGUGGUACUGCGAGCCGGCUUUAACCUGAAAGAGAAAGUCUUCAUCACUCUAGCCUGGAUGCCUAAAGCAACAGUACAGGCUGCUAUAGGCUCUACAGCUCUGGACAUGGCGCGCUCCAAGAAUGACCUUGAGCUGCAGAAGUAUGGCAUGGACGUCCUCACUGUGGCUGUGCUGUCCAUUCUCAUCACCGCUCCUGUUGGAGCGCUCCUCAUCAGCCUGCUCGGUCCUCGACUCCUGCAGAAACCAAAGAACACUGAGUGGGCGGUCAGCCAAGGUGCUUUAUCUGCAUUGGGGACCCCGGUGACUUACGAGAGUGCCCUGUGAUGUUUCUGGAAUGCUUCUGGGAAGUGACAACCCGACAUCCAAGGCUGCUGAUUAUCCUUUUUGUCUUCAAAGUGGAUUCUCAAACUCAUUGCUGCGACCCUCUGAAGUCAGACUGCAAAAGUGACAGGCAAUGUUUUUUUAAAUGAAGGAACCCAACUCUCAUUUUUUACCUUCCAAGGUGGAUGAAAACACUAUUAUUUUUUUCUAACUGGCUUACGUUUGUGUUGAUAGUAUUUCUUACAUUAGAUAUAUUACAGAUGAGUCUGCAGUGACUGCAUGUCAGCGUUACUGAAAGUCGUGUAGUGGUCAGUGCCGGCAUGACUGUGUUCGUAAUGGAAUAUACCCUUCUAUAUUAUACCCUUCUAUAUGAAGCCCUUCUAUAUUUUUAUAUUUAUAUGCACAGCUUGUCUUAUAAUAUAAUAUAAUAUAAUAUGUCAAAGUCCUCAAAACCUUUAGAGAAACCACAUAUGAAUUUUAUAUGAUUAUAUGAUUCCCUAUAUAAUGUGUAAAUACAUUCUUAAAGUAUAUGGAUAUUAGGCUUACACUGGCAUGAACUAAAAAGACAACUAUAUCAUUAAUUGCAAAUAAUUGAAAAUGACAUUGACAACAUAAUGUCUGAUGUUGAUGCAUCAAAAAAAUUGUUUCAAAAUCCUUCACAAGUGACUAUCGUGAGCUGUGACAUAAAAUGCAUUAAAAAGUCAUAAUUGGUCAUUAAUUUAAUGUUAAAUUAAUUUAGUUUUAAUAGCCCCGAAACAAAGAAAUGGACAGUGGAAAAUGUUCAGUAUAAUACAUGCCUAUUUAUUUUGCUAUUGUCAAUGGAUGGCGAUGGUUAUUUUAAAUUGAUUUUUUUUUUAUUAAAAAAAUAAUAUUUAACAUUCUGAUCAAAUAAUGAGGCUAGAAAAAGAGGUUUCUUUGAAUUCAUACGUUGGGUAUGUUACAGGAUAAAGAGUAUUUCAUUCAAGAGUUACAUUUUGGCAAAUGUAGUAGUUUAUCGGAGUAUUCCAGGCAUAUUAUAUACUGCAGUAAUAGUAGGAGUAGUAUGGUAAUAACUAUUCCGAACACAGUCAUGGAUCUGCAUUCUGAGAUUGAGCAGUGUUUUUGCAGGUAUCUUGUCAGCCCUGUUACACAUACAAUCAAAUACUGCUGUAAAAAUUCUGUGCUCACGUCGGAGCUCAGUUACAUUUAGUGUUUAAAGUGGAAGUACUUUUUAGAACCUAAAGAAGGAUUUUUUAUUAGUAGUAGUAGAAUGACAAAUCGUACAUUUGCCUGAGCAUUGCACAGUUCGUCAUGUUACUUUCUAUGAACCAUAUUUAAGUGUUUUUAUCCAUAUGAUUGUUUUCAUGAAAUGUAUAUUUGAAUGUUAUAUAGAGUCAUGAGAAAGGGCAUUGGCAAUAUAACUUAUCUUGUGAAUACUGUUAGUGGUUUAUGUUUACUGCUUGAAAUUUACAAGGUUUUGUGUUGUGGUUUUGUUACAGUAAUUGUAAUGAUUCAUGCAGUCACUGUUAAUUUAAGCAAUUAAAUUACUACUUUUAAGACCUUAUUUUUAUAUCGUCAUCUUUAUAUAAUAACUUCAUU